Messenger RNA from Cornus florida, 659 nucleotides. Its product is annotated as small ribosomal subunit protein eS26x-like. The record is from RefSeq and is a predicted model, not a curated record. The coding region runs from base 113 to 502 and encodes 129 amino acids. Gene Ontology annotation, biological process: translation. Gene Ontology annotation, cellular component: ribosome; cytosolic small ribosomal subunit. NCBI's taxonomy places the organism in Eukaryota, Viridiplantae, Streptophyta, Magnoliopsida, Cornales, Cornaceae. Gene Ontology annotation, molecular function: structural constituent of ribosome; mRNA binding. The transcript has 5 exons.
CUAUAAAUAUAUCGCUUGCGCAUUUCUGGAACAAAAACCCUAAGCAGUCGUGAAGCAACCCUAAGCUGUUGAGUGAAUCCAGGGCUAGGGUUUCAGAGAAAAGGGCCACACGAUGACUUUUAAGCGAAGGAACGGCGGACGAAACAAGCACGGCCGUGGCCAUGUGAAGUUCAUCCGAUGCUCCAACUGUGGCAAGUGUUGCCCCAAGGACAAGGCUAUAAAGAGGUUCCUCGUUAGGAACAUAGUUGAGCAAGCAGCUGUGAGGGACGUGCAGGAGGCUUGUUGUUUUGAAAAUUACGUUCUACCAAAGCUGUACGUGAAGAUGCAGUACUGUGUUUCAUGUGCAAUUCACUCCAAAGUUGUCAGGGUUCGCUCUCGUACUGACAGGAGGAUUCGUGAGCCUCCUCAGCGCUACAGGCGCAGGGACGACUUGCCAAAGCCGAAUCAAGCUGCACGCCCUGCAGGAGGAGGACCGGGAGCACCAAUGCCACCUCGCCCUUGAAAAUCAACUGCUAUAUCUGCUUUACUUUUAGGUCUUUGAACUUAAUUCAAUUAUGGAUUUUGUAUCCGAAACUUUUUGAUCCAGAUGUUACUACUUUUGUUGGAGGUUUUCUGCAGCCAUGCUAUCUUAUUAUUGAAAAUUCGGUUUGUGCAUUUUA